Molecule: messenger RNA, 732 nt
Organism: Cydia splendana
Lineage: Eukaryota; Metazoa; Arthropoda; Insecta; Lepidoptera; Tortricidae
Exons: 1
Coding region: 1-732 (243 amino acids)
Molecular function (GO): zinc ion binding; nucleic acid binding
Source: RefSeq, a predicted model, not a curated record
AUGGACAUCCCUGGGGGACUGCGCUUCCGGCGAGCGGCUACCGGAGCGUGCAUUCUUGAGGUCCCUGGAGCAUCUAGCGGGGAAAAGGCUGACAAACUAGCUGAAGCGAUCCAACAGCAGAUUGGCGCGGAGAAGGUACGGGUGUCUAGGCCAACUAAAACCGUUGACAUUCGCGUCACUGGCUUGGACGAGUCGGUGUCCGCAGAAGAGGUGGUCGCGGCGGUGACACGAACUGGAGAAUGUACCGUUGACAUGGUGAAGGCCGGAGAAAUACGCCAGGGUUUCUCAGGGCUCGGAACAGUGUGGGUUCAAUGUCCCAUAGCGGCUGCAAAGAAGAUAGUGGCUGGGGGUCGCCUACUGGUAGGAUGGGUCUCAGCGCAAGUGAAGCUGCUAGAGAAGAGGCCUUUACGAUGCUUCCGGUGCUUUAGAAAUGGGCAUGUAAGGGCGCAAUGUCAGGCGGAAACGGACCGAUCUGAAAGCUGUUUCCAGUGUGGCAAAGAGGGUCACAAAGCGGCACAAUGCACUGCGGCGCCACACUGUGCCGAGUGUGCGGCAGCCGGCAAGCCGUCGGAGCACAGAAUAAGCAGCAAGGCGUGCACUGCGCCCAAAACUGCCGGAAAAAGUAGGAAGACCAAAGCUGCUGAUGGCCCCCAGGCCCCCUCGCAGCCGGUCAAGUCGCCCGCCAUGGAACAGGUCGCGACGGAGGCGGUUCAAAAUAUGGCCGUCGAUUAA